AUGAAUGAUAGAAAAAUCAGAGUUUUGGUCGCAAAACCCGGACUUGACGGUCACGACCGCGGUGCAAAAGUCAUCGCCCGCGCUCUUCGUGAUGCGGGAAUGGAAGUUAUUUAUACGGGUUUACGCCAAACGCCCGAAAUGAUCGCUUCGGCGGCUUUG
Lymnaea stagnalis (great pond snail) is the source of this 159-nucleotide messenger RNA. NCBI's taxonomy places the organism in Eukaryota, Metazoa, Mollusca, Gastropoda, Lymnaeidae. The record is from the annotation of a GenBank genome assembly.